AGAUGUUUAAUGUUAGCAGGCGCUUCAAGCGUCUCCUCUACCUCUUAUUCUUCCUUCUAUGCAUCCUAUAUGUUAAAUACCUUCACUCUGUAUACCUUGAAAAUGAAUCAUUCAGUAGCGUAGACGUCGACUUCUCGGAACUGAGACGGUCCACCAAAGAAAAUUACAUCUUAUCUGCGGAUUAUAUUCUACUUGUAAAACGAUGCACCACAUCGUCCAAAUCGGCAAGUCACGCCCUCUUGGCGUCACUAAAGCUACAAGUAAAAGUCAAGGAAAUAUCAGAUGAUGAUGAUUCAUUCACGCUUAGUAAACCUCUGCCUUACUUGAUAAUUCUCGACGAUAACACAAUUGUGCAUUUUCUGAAAGAGCCGAUCUAUCAAAUUGCACGAAAUGUCAUUAUAGCCAAUUCUGUUCCAAUUGUUGCGAUAUGUGCGAACUUUGAGCAGUGCAAUUAUCAUGCUCGAGCGCUUCCACCCGCAAUAGCUUACUACAAAUCUUACGUGCGCACUUCAGAUCAUGAACUACUGGAGAUACUGAAGCAGAGAUUCGUGUACGAGAACAUUAGCUCUACAUCGCUAGUGUUUAGUUUGAGCCCGCAAUCUAAGGAAACAGUAAAUGGGAUCCAGCCUCUAGUUGAAAUUCCAGCUAACAAUGUUGAUCUGAAUAAAAUUCCGGAAAAUAUGCGAAGUGAGGUUAAGAAAUCAAAGCUCAUUUCAGCGUAUUAUGACUCGGGGAAAGUUGACUCGAUUCCCAAAGUUGUGCUUGGGAAUGACUUGAAGGGCAACGAUUGGCUUUACAAAGUACUGUUCCUUGAAGCUUGCAAUUACGUCACAAAAAGGAAACUAUCUUUUGGAUUGACUCGCUUAAUUCAAGUUGAUAUAGAUGAUGUUUUGAUGCCGGCAAAACUACGAGAGAAUGCUCUCACAAAAACGGAUAUCAAUGAAUUGAUUAAGUUCCAAAAAAGUGUGAGUAGUUUCAUCCCAAAUUUCGGUUUGAAGCUCGGGUUUUGUGGUGAUUUUUUCACACGUGGCAGGCACCCUGAAGAGAUCGAGGCCUUCAAGUACCUCGCAAGGAGUCGCAAAGAUGAGUUCACAUGGUUCCCCCAUUUGUUCAGACAUUACCAACCUCAUAAUCUGACCUUCAACAAGCUGCGUGAAGAGAUGCUAGAAAACAAAAAGUUCGCUGCAAAAUACGGCAUAAAAGUGGACGGUUCUUACGCUGUGUCACCUCAUCAUUCUGGAGUUUACCCUGUAGUUCACAUUUUGUACCAACUUUGGAAGGAUAUCUGGAAUGUUUCAGUCACUUCCACAGAACAAUACCCACAUUUGAAGUCAAGUCAUGGGAGAAAGGGUUUCAUUUAUAACGAUAUUUCAGUGUUACCUCGGCAGGUGUUGGGUCUCUACACAAGAACUUUGAGGUUCAAUGAUUACCCGGGUGGGAUAUUAGGCCUGGAAAGAGACGUCAGAGGGGGUGAUUCUUUCAUGACCAUCCUUCUAAACCCAGUGGCUAUCUACAUGACUCAUAUAGGCAACUAUGGAGCAGAUCGCUUAGCUCUCUAUGCAUUGAGAAAUCUGUUCCAUUUCGUGGCCACAAACACUAAUUUGAAGCUCAGAUCUGCGUCGCCAGCUCAGAUGGCACAAUACCAUUUCAAUGUGUUCCCUGAACAGACUUUACCUGUGUGGACCAUGCCGUGCGAUGACAAGCGACACAUGGAAAUUGUACCCAAGGGAUUCAAGUGUGACUCAUUCCCGCAGAUGAUAAUAGUGGGUCCUCAGAAAACGGGAACCUCGGCCUUUCAGUUUUUCCUCUCAGCUCAUCCAGACUUCUCUACCAGUCUUCCCAGUGACCAAUCAUUUGAAGAAAUCCAAUUUUUCAACAAUGAUGGCUACUAUUUGAAAGGAAUAGACUGGUACAAAAGUCGCUUUCCAAUAAUGGCUCGUAGCAGCCAAGUUAAUUUCGAAAAAAGUGCCAGUUAUUAUGAUAAAUAUAAAGUUCCACACCGCAUCAAAAGCCUCUUGCCUAAUGUCAAAAUCUUGAUGCUCCUGCGAAAUCCUAUCGAUCGAGCCUACUCGUGGUAUUUGAACGAAGUUUCUAAGAUGGAAAAAGUGUCUUUAACUUUUUCAGAGCUGAUUCGUUCCAACCUGACAGAUCCAGACGCGCCUGAUUUCAUUUUCAGAUCCAAAGUUUUGACUCCUGGCUUCUAUUUCAAACACAUCAGAAGGUGGCUGGAAACUUUCGCGCUCAAAUCCGUUUACUUUGUAGAUGCAGACUUCUUUGCUGAAAAACCCGCGGAGGAACUUCAGAAGUUUAUAAAGUGGUUCAGACCUGAAGAAAAGCCCGUUUUCAAUUUCUCAACUAUUAUUGAGUUCAACAAAGAGAAGGGCUUGUACUGUCUUAAAAAGUCGGUGUCAGCUAAAAACUGCUUGGGGGCUUCAAAAGGGCGUUCCUUUAGUCAGUCAUAUGACAAGCUUCUUCCAGUUGAUCGAGAGUUUUUGAGAAAUUUCUACAUGGCUGACAUGCAAAAUUUGAAACUUAUGUUCGAAAAGAAGAAUAUUUCAAUACCCACGUGGUUGCGAACUUGGCGUUAAUUUUUAGUUAGAGCUAAGUUCUCUUUUAAAAUGUUGUCUGAUAACUUACUAUUUUUAUGCAACUUUUGGCUUUCGAAAGUUUGAGAUACUACUAUUGAGAUACUAAUAUUGCUAUUGUUGAAAAAUUAUCAGGAGCAUUUUCAUUUUGAUUAUUCUUAAUUGCAGUUUCAAGCAAGUUUUGCAAUAAUUCUGUCAACUUUUUUGUUUAGUUUUUCUAUUUUCACUUUGCA
This is a messenger RNA of Symsagittifera roscoffensis, 2818 nucleotides long. Its product is annotated as bifunctional heparan sulfate N-deacetylase/N-sulfotransferase 1-like. The transcript has a single exon. Gene Ontology annotation, molecular function: deacetylase activity; heparan sulfate N-sulfotransferase activity. The record is from RefSeq and is a predicted model, not a curated record. Bases 3 to 2588 code for a protein of 861 amino acids. Gene Ontology annotation, cellular component: Golgi apparatus. NCBI's taxonomy places the organism in Eukaryota, Metazoa, Xenacoelomorpha, Acoela, Convolutidae.